CCCCAGAGAGAGAGAAUAAAAUCUAAACUUUCAGGAACUCACUGCAGCUGCUGGCUUCAUGGUGUCUGCUUGACUCCCAGGAACCUCGGUGUGAUGCUCAGGACAUGGAACCAAACUAACUCUUGAAUGCUCUUUUGCCUCAUUUGCAUCGUGUGGCUGAAUUUCUUCUCUGCCACCAGAACUCCAGCAUUCAGAGCAGAGCCCGUUGGAGACGUGAAGGAGCUACACUGUGAGGGAAGUCAUGCUGCCCUCUCUGCACUGGCUGCUGCUGCUGUCGGGGCUUCAGGGUCUGUGGGCUCAGGACUAUGAAGAAGACUACGAAGAGGAGGUGGUGGCCCCUAAGAAGAAGAACAAACUCUACUCACCCAAUUCCAUAUCGCAAAAUGGCAAAUCUCUCGUGAAUGAGGACUGUGGUUUGGAGUUGGCCUUCUUGAUCGACAGCUCGGAGAGCGCCAAGGACAACCAUGCCCAGGAGAAGCGCUUCGCCUCGGACGUGAUGGACCGACUGCAGGGCCUGAGGCUGCAGACCGGCCGGGGCCUCAGCUCCAGAGCCGCCCUCCUCCAGUACAGCAGCCACGUGAUCAUCGAGCAGACCUUCAAACAGUGGAGGGGCACCGAGGACUUCAAGGCCCGGAUAGCCCCCAUCACCUACAUCGGCCACGGCACCUACACCACCUACGCCAUCACCAACCUGACCCGCAUCUACCUGGAGGAGUCCGACACCAGCAGCAUCAAGGUGGCCGUCCUGCUCUUCGAUGGCAUCUCCCACCCCAGGAAUCCGGACAUAUUUUCAGCCGUGGCCGACGCCAAGAACCAGGGCGUCCGUUUCUUCACCAUCGGGAUCACGCCUGAGGCCAACGAGCCGGCUAACGUGGCCCAGCUAAGGCUGAUCGCCAGCUCCCCGGCUUCCCGCUACCUGCACAACCUGCAGGACAGAGGCAUCGUGGACAAAGUCAUCAAGGAGAUUACGGCCCUGGCGGAUGAAGGGUGUCCUCUGGCCCAGAGCAAGUGUGCAUGUGAGAAGGGUGAGAGGGGACCCAGUGGCCCUGCAGGGAAGAAAGGUCGUCCUGGGGAGGAUGGAAGCCCUGGUCCUAAAGGACAGAAGGGAGAGGGCGGUCUGAGUGGACUUCCAGGACGGGAAGGAUCAGAGGGAAAGCCGGGAUACAAAGGAGAGAAGGGAGAGAGAGGCGAGUGUGGCACACCUGGAAUUAAAGGAGACAGAGGUCUUGAAGGCACCAUUGGCCCCAGAGGAAACCGUGGACUUCAGGGUUUGCCUGGACCACCUGGUGAUAUCGGACCUGAGGGUGUGAUGGGUAGAAAAGGGGAAAGGGGACUUCCUGGGCCACCUGGAAUCCAAGGGGAAACAGGGAUCGGCCUUCCGGGACCCAAGGGUGACGUUGGUUUCCAGGGGCAACAAGGGCUUCCCGGUCCUCCUGGGCUUGGCGAGGCUGGACCACCGGGACCUCAAGGGCCACAGGGAGUCCAAGGAGAGAGAGGACCGACAGGAGAAGGUCUCCCCGGACCCAAGGGAGAGCGAGGACUGGAGGGGCCACGGGGGCCCAGAGGACAGCCGGGCGCCGGAAUCAAAGGAGACAAGGGGGAUUUUGGCCCCCCAGGUCUUCCAGGGCCCCUCGGCCUAACAGGACAAGGCAUACAGGGCGAGAAGGGCACGGAGGGUCCCAGAGGGCCACCAGGCAGCAGAGGCCCACCAGGGGAGGGCAUGCCCGGACCUAAGGGUGACCAGGGGUUGCCAGGUGAGGUUGGUGCCCCAGGAGAAAGAGGGGCUGGAGACCCUGGAGCUAAGGGCGAGCCGGGAUCACAAGGAAUGUCGGGUUUGCCAGGGCUGCCGGGGGAGGACGGAGCUCCCGGACAGAAGGGUGAACCGGGAGCCGUCGGCCUCCGGGGGCUGGAGGGGGCACCUGGAAUUGGCACCCAGGGUGAAAAGGGCGACCAAGGCCAAAGAGGAAUAAGAGGUUUGACUGGUCCGCCUGGCAUCGCUGGACCUUCAGGACCAAAGGGGGAACCAGGGGCACAAGGCAGAGUGGGUUCUCCUGGUCCACCAGGACGCUUCGUCAGUGGGCCCAAGGGUGAUGCUGGUCCAAGUGGUCCUCCAGGUCCGAUUGGGGAGACGGGUUAUGGACUUCCUGGUCCGAAGGGGGAUCGAGGAGAUCCAGGCCCUGCAGGCCCGUUUGGUCCCAAAGGAGACGGUUAUCCCGGCCCCAUGGGUCCUCCUGGUCUACCUGGACUCCAAGGAGAGCCUGGACCGGAAGGAGCGGGAAUCCCUGGACCAAAGGGCGAUAUUGGAUUCCGAGGGCUGCCUGGUUUACCUGGACCUCCAGGAGAAGGCCUUCAAGGACAGCCGGGUAACCCGGGUCGACCUGGUCCACCAGGGCCAAUGGGGCCUCAAGGACAAGGAGUUCAAGGGCCAAAGGGUGAACAGGGUCCCCAGGGCGUGGCAGGGCCGAGGGGGCUCCCUGGAGAAGGCUUUCCUGGAGCUAAAGGUGACCGAGGCUCGGCAGGGGAGAGGGGCAUGAAGGGAACCAAAGGGGAUCUGGGAGACGCUGGAAUCCCUGGACAGCCUGGUCGCCAAGGUAUCAAAGGUGAAGCCGGCCUCACUAGAGAGGACAUCAUUCGAAUGAUCAAAGAGAUCUGCGGAUGUGGGAUCAAAUGUAAGGAGAGGCCCAUGGAGCUGGUGUUUGUCAUCGACAGCUCGGAGAGCGUGGGCCCGGAGAACUUUGAGAUCAUCAAGGACUUUGUGAACGCUCUGGUGGACCGGGUGACGGUGGGACGCAACGCCACCAGGAUCGGCCUGGUCCUCUACAGCCUGGAGGUCAAACUGGUCUUCAACCUGGCCCGCUACGUCACCAAGCAGGACAUCAAGCAGGCCAUCAGGAACAUCCCAUACAUGGGAGAAGGCACGUACACCGGCACCGCCAUCCGCAAAGCCACACAGGAGGCCUUCUACAGCUCACGGCUGGGAGUCGGCAAAGUGGCCAUCGUGAUUACCGACGGGCAGACGGACAAACGGGAGCCAGUGAAGCUGGACAUCGCUGUGAGAGAAGCUCAUGCUGCCAACAUCGAGAUGUUCGCUCUGGGGAUCGUGAACACCUCAGACCCGACCCAGGCAGAGUUCCUGAGGGAGCUGAACCUGAUCGCCUCCGACCCCGAUGCUGAGCACAUGUUCCUCAUCGAUGACUUCAACACUCUGCCUGCUCUGGAAUCCAAGCUAGUGAGCCAGUUCUGUGAAGACGAGAACGGAGCCCUGAUCUACAAUAGAAUAACCAACGGCUACAACGGCUACGGGAACAACGGCAACAGGAACGGCUUCAACGGGAACUACGCCAUCAGUGGCUACGGGUACAGACCUGCACCCGAACAGGAAGCAGGUCGAGUGGAGGGCAGCCAGCAGGGCGGCAGAGGCUCCAGCACAACACAAGGAGGAGGACGCCAGCAGGUGUUCACAGGAACUACAAACUAUGGAACCGAGCGCGGGGACACAUUUAACCGCAACACCUCUGACUACAUUCCAGUCCCCACUUCCAGAGAGGACUCCUCCAGCAGACGAGGCUCCUCUUCAUCUUCAUCCUCUACUAAUAUAACCACAUCCUCCUCCAGUGUAUCGGUGCAGUACGUUCCUGCUCCACGGCCGGCUCUUCCCAAAGAGUCGGCCCCUCUGGACCCCCGCUGUGGCCUGGUUCUGGACCAGGGCACGUGUCGGGACUACAACAUCCGCUGGUACUACGACCGGCAGGCCAACGCCUGCGCCCAGUUCUGGUACGGAGGCUGCAGCGGCAACAGGAACCGCUUCGACACGGAGGAGGAGUGCAAGAGGACGUGUGUGGUUUCCAGAUCCACCGGAGGCUGAGGGAAGGCGUCUGUCGUACAUCUGCUGUAGAGACUCCAAGGAGGGGCAGCUAGAAGCACUCAUUCUCCACAGGGUUGUAAAGUUCUUUUCAUAAAUCUCAGGCAUGUUCCACAUCUCCACUACAUCCCGUCCUUAUGCCCUGUCCUCCAGCACUUCUAGUCCAAUAAUCCUGGACAGACACCUCCGUUGUUUUUCCUCCACGUCUUCUACUCAGGAAUACAGAUGAGCACUGCAGUCUAAACUUCACACACAACCCAUGAAACCUCCAAACAAAUCAGAUUAAAGCUCCCUGCAGCUGCUCUUCCCUCUAUUAGUGUUUAAUCCACACAACCUCAAGCCCCUUAUAUACAUCAAAUAUAUGUGUAACUUCCAUUUUGUGUGUAUGAAUGUGUUUUCUUAGAUUUCUUAAAUGAAAAAAUGUGAUGUUUUGUAAGCUUCUAACACGGAUGGACCCACACACACUUACACUGCCCUCUACUGGUGGAGCUGAAUCAUUAACUCAGCAGCUGAACUGACUGCAUCCAUAAACACUGUAAGAUGUCAAACAUUUUAAUAAAUCUGAUCCUAACUAA
This is a messenger RNA of Amphiprion ocellaris (clown anemonefish), 4437 nucleotides long. RefSeq names its product collagen alpha-1(XXVIII) chain-like. NCBI's taxonomy places the organism in Eukaryota, Metazoa, Chordata, Actinopteri, Pomacentridae. The coding region runs from base 242 to 3865 and encodes 1207 amino acids. Gene Ontology annotation, molecular function: serine-type endopeptidase inhibitor activity. The record is from RefSeq and is a predicted model, not a curated record. The transcript is spliced from 36 exons.